CCUACUCGCUUUGUCCGUCAAUUACAUCCAUCCACCAUUCUCGUAUUCUACUUCACUCUCUAAUUUGCAAUAAAUAGCCUAAAAUUAUCUGAAAACAAAACACAGUUUUAGAGUAAUGGCUCCAUCCACAUUAACAUCAUUGGUAGAGGAAAAAACAUUACAACAGAGCUUUGUACGUGACGAAGAUGAGCGUCCGAAAAUAGCUUACGAUGAAUUCAGCGAUGAAAUUCCUAUCAUUUCUUUAUCAGGAAUAGAUGAUAAUGAAGCAGAAGGUAAAAGAUCAGAGAUUUGUAAGAAGAUUGUCGAAGCUUGUGAAGAUUGGGGUAUAUUUCAGGUUGUUGAUCAUGGUGUUGAUACGAGUCUCAUAUCCGAAAUGACUCGCCUUGCUAGAGAUUUUUUUGCGUUACCACCGGAAGAUAAACUUCGUUUUGACAUGUCUGGUGGCAAAAAAGGUGGUUUCAUUGUCUCAAGUCACCUUCAGGGAGAAGCUGUUCAAGAUUGGCGUGAAAUUGUGACUUACUUUUCCUACCCAAUUAGGAACAGGGACUACUCGAGAUGGCCUGACAAGCCAGAGGGAUGGAAAGAAGUGACAGAAACAUACAGUGAGGAACUCAUGGGUUUGGCUUGCAAAUUACUGGAAGUAUUAUCCGAGGCGAUGGAUCUUGAUAAAGAAGCUCUUACUAAAGCUUGUGUUGAUAUGGACCAGAAAGUGGUUGUUAACUUUUAUCCAAAAUGCCCACAGCCUGAACUCACUCUUGGGCUAAAGCGUCAUACUGAUCCUGGCACGAUUACCUUACUUCUGCAAGAUCAAGUUGGUGGUCUUCAAGCGACUAGAGAUGGUGGCAAGUCGUGGAUCACUGUUCAGCCCGUUGAAGGAGCCUUUGUCGUCAACCUUGGUGAUCAUGGUCAUUAUCUGAGCAAUGGGAGAUUCAAAAAUGCAGACCACCAAGCAGUGGUGAACUCAAAUUACAGUCGUUUGUCAAUUGCAACGUUUCAGAACCCGGCUCCUGACGCAACUGUAUACCCACUUAAGAUCCGAGAAGGAGAGACGCCAAUCCUAGACGAACCGAUGACCUUCAUGGAGAUGUACAAGAAAAAGAUGAGCAAAGAUAUUGAGCUUGCCAAGCUUAAGAAAUUGGCCAAAGAGAAGAUGGUGGAAGAUUUGGAUAAAGCCAAGAUUGAAGCGGCCAUACCAAAAUCCACUGACGACAUUUUCGCUUGAAAAGUUGAGUUGUAUGUUACUGCUAUUAAAGUUGGAUCAUCCGUCCAACCUAUAUUGUUCUAUUAAAAUGUAUGCAAUUUUUAUUUUGUAUGUUGCUUAAUAAAAAUACAGUAGAAAUUUAUCUAAUUGUCGCGACUAUAAUGUCAAUGUAUAUCACUUGUCAGUGUCCA
Messenger RNA from Papaver somniferum (opium poppy), 1392 nucleotides. RefSeq names its product flavanone 3-dioxygenase-like. The record is from RefSeq and is a predicted model, not a curated record. The coding region runs from base 116 to 1222 and encodes 368 amino acids. Lineage: Eukaryota; Viridiplantae; Streptophyta; Magnoliopsida; Ranunculales; Papaveraceae. The transcript is spliced from 3 exons.